Molecule: messenger RNA, 1404 nt
Organism: Myxocyprinus asiaticus (Chinese sucker)
Lineage: Eukaryota; Metazoa; Chordata; Actinopteri; Cypriniformes; Catostomidae
Gene: hcnl1
Product: potassium/sodium hyperpolarization-activated cyclic nucleotide-gated channel 1
Exons: 10
Coding region: 1-1404 (467 amino acids)
Biological process (GO): transmembrane transport; monoatomic ion transport
Cellular component (GO): membrane
Molecular function (GO): monoatomic ion channel activity
Source: RefSeq, a predicted model, not a curated record
AUGGGUGAAAGCUGGGUGAUACACCCAUUGAGUACCGUAAGGCAUUACCAUCUUAUGUUUAUGGUGGCCUUGACAUUCGUGAACCUCAUAACAAUUCCUCUGGAAAUGGCAUUUUCCGAAGACAUGCAUGAUGUUGCCCACAAAUGCUGGCUGUCAUUUAAUGUGUUUUCAGACAUUGUUUUCUGUUUUGAUGUUGGCCUCAAUUUUCGGAUUGGUUUUUUGGAUGGUCAGGUGCCCAUCCUUGAUCCAAAACAUAUCCGAAAGGAUUACUUGAGUACUUGGUUCUUUCCAGAUGUGAUUGCUGCUUUUCCUGUGGACAUUAUCAUUGUUAUUUUGGAGCAACAUUAUCAUGCGGAUGCAAGUUCGCUGAUAGCUUCGAAGAUGUUGCGGGUGCUUAUGUUUGUGAGGGUUCUGGGUCUGAUUCGUCUUCUCCGUGUACCGAGGCUGCUGAGAUUCUGCUCUCAAUUGGAAGGUGUCUCGGAUAUUCAACUUAGGAGAUCAUUCAGAUAUGUAUUUGUUAUCCUGAUGAUAUUUCUUAUUUGGCACUGGAAUGGAUGUAUCCAAUACUUCCUUUCUGCAGUGGCAGAGUUUCCCCCAGACUGCUGGGUCAUGAGAGAGAAUCUCAUGAAUACCUCAGUUGGGGUAAAAUACUCAUUUGGUUUGUGCAGAGCUCUCUCUCAAAUGACCUUGAUGUCAGCUGACCCACCAACACGUAUGGAGGAAUGGUGGAAUGCUAUGAUUAGUAGGGUGAUUGGAUUUUUAAUUUUGAUUGCUCUACUUGCCUUCAUAAUCAUAACAUUUGGUAACGCUCAUAAGAAAAAGAAAAAAAUGCUGAAAUCUUCUGAAAUCUUCAGACUGCUGCCUAGGGCCUUGCGCCAACGCAUUACUCAGCAUUACCAGUGGCAAUUCGAAAACAACAUCCUUGACACAGUGUCAAAACCACUGAAAAAGGAUAUUAUGGCAGCCGUCUGUUCUAACUUGCUGACAAAAGGAUCCCUGCUCAAAAACUGUGAUACAAAUUUCAUCGAAGCCAUCUUGAUGAAGUUAGAGUGUGAAUUCUUCCAGCCAGGUGACAUCAUCAUUCGUCAGAAUGCUCAGGCUGACCGCAUGUAUUUUAUUGAGUUUGGACGGGUGCUGCUGAAGACUGACUUCAAGACUGAGGUGCUGUGUGAUGGAGACUACUUUGGAGAUAUUGGUGUACUUCUCAGAGGAGAGCAGAUAGCAACCGUUCAUGCUGUGACCGGCUGCAGGCUUUUCUCCUUGUCUGUUGACAAACUUCAGGAGAUUGAAGAGGAGUUCCCAGAAGAAAUCAAUAUUCUGAGAGUAGCAGCUCAACAGCGUAAAAAUGAUCUAGAGCAUAAGGGGCUGUUCACACAGAACACGUUCUUGCUUCGGGACUGCUAG